This is a messenger RNA of Aspergillus bombycis, 864 nucleotides long. Its product is annotated as nicotinamide/nicotinic acid mononucleotide adenylyltransferase. Gene Ontology annotation, biological process: NAD+ biosynthetic process. NCBI's taxonomy places the organism in Eukaryota, Fungi, Ascomycota, Eurotiomycetes, Eurotiales, Aspergillaceae. Gene Ontology annotation, molecular function: nicotinate-nucleotide adenylyltransferase activity; nicotinamide-nucleotide adenylyltransferase activity. The record is from RefSeq and is a predicted model, not a curated record. The coding region runs from base 1 to 864 and encodes 287 amino acids. The transcript has 3 exons.
AUGACUGACAUCACCGCUGGGCAUGGGGAGGAUGUUCAUCAGCCCCCCGCCCAUAUCCCUCCGGCACCGAUGGAGGACUAUCAGUUCCCCGAACUCCGCCUGAAGCGCAAGAUGAAUGACCCUGAGAAGACCCCCUUGCUACUGGUUGCUUGUGGUUCUUUCUCGCCUAUCACUUACUUGCAUCUGCGUAUGUUCGAAAUGGCAGCCGAUUACGUCAAAUUCAGCACGAACUUUGAACUCAUCGGCGGAUAUCUCUCUCCGGUGUCGGAUGCCUAUCGCAAGGCUGGUUUGGCAGCUGCAGAGCAUCGAAUCGCUAUGUGCCAACUUGCAGUGGACCAAACCUCCGACUGGUUAAUGGUUGAUACAUGGGAGCCAAUGCAGAAGGCGUACCAGCCAACCGCCGUCGUGCUCGAUCAUUUCGACCACGAGAUCAACACUGUCCGAGAGGGAAUCGAAGCUGCGGACGGCACACGGAAGCACGUACGCAUCGCUCUUCUGGCAGGAGCUGAUCUGAUCCAUACCAUGUCGACCCCGGGAGUAUGGAGUGAAAAAGAUUUGGACCACAUUCUUGGCAAAUACGGUUCUUUCAUUGUUGAACGCAGCGGAACAGACAUCGAUGAAGCGCUUGCUGCGCUGCAGCCCUGGAAGGACAAUAUCCAUGUAAUUCAACAGCUGAUUCAGAACGAUGUCAGCAGCACCAAAAUUCGUCUUUUCCUCAGACGUGAGAUGAGCGUCCGUUACUUAAUCCCGGUGCCGGUCAUCCGCUAUAUUGAGCAGCACCGCCUGUAUGAAGACGAUAGCACGACAACCAACUCCACAUCCGACAAAGGCAAGGGGAAACAGGAGCCUAACAAGUCGGGUUGA